Molecule: messenger RNA, 531 nt
Organism: Candida dubliniensis CD36
Lineage: Eukaryota; Fungi; Ascomycota; Pichiomycetes; Serinales; Debaryomycetaceae
Gene: RPL6
Product: 60S ribosomal protein eL6
Exons: 2
Coding region: 1-531 (176 amino acids)
Biological process (GO): ribosomal large subunit assembly; cytoplasmic translation
Cellular component (GO): cytosolic large ribosomal subunit; ribosome
Molecular function (GO): RNA binding; structural constituent of ribosome
Source: RefSeq, a predicted model, not a curated record
AUGAGUCAAGUCGCUCCAAAGUGGUACCAAUCAGAAGACGUUCCAGCUCCAAAACAAACCAGAAAGACUGCUCGUCCACAAAAAUUACGUGCCUCUUUAGUCCCAGGUACCGUUUUAAUUUUAUUGGCCGGUAGAUUCAGAGGUAAGAGAGUUGUUUACUUGAAAAACUUGGAAGACAACACUUUAUUGGUUUCUGGUCCAUUCAAAGUCAAUGGUGUUCCAUUGAGAAGAGUCAAUGCUAGAUACGUCAUUGCCACCUCCACCAAGGUCAAUGUUUCUGGUGUUGAUGUUUCUAAAUUCAACGUCGAAUACUUUGCUAGAGAAAAAUCUUCCAAAUCUAAAAAAUCUGAAGCUGAAUUCUUCAAUGAAUCUCAACCAAAGAAAGAAAUCAAAGCUGAAAGAGUUGCUGACCAAAAAUCUGUCGAUGCUGCUUUAUUAAGUGAAAUUAAAAAGACUCCAUUAUUGAAACAAUACUUGGCCGCUUCAUUCUCUUUGAAGAACGGUGACAGACCACACUUGUUAAAAUUUUAA